This is a messenger RNA of Syngnathoides biaculeatus (alligator pipefish), 1584 nucleotides long. Its product is annotated as transmembrane protein 176B-like. Gene Ontology annotation, cellular component: membrane. The transcript is spliced from 7 exons. Lineage: Eukaryota; Metazoa; Chordata; Actinopteri; Syngnathiformes; Syngnathidae. The record is from RefSeq and is a predicted model, not a curated record. Bases 155 to 919 code for a protein of 254 amino acids.
UCAAUCUGGGUCAGCAAGGGGUUAAAUAUUCCAUCCGCCAAACUGAGACGGAAGUCCACAAACUCCAACAAUCCAGUCCACCCAAGACUCGAACUGUUUUUUUUUAAUUGGACUUAGCGUUCUGCGCGGAUCUACUAAAAAAGACCGCGGCAGGAUGCCCGUGACCAUCACCAGAGCACAAGGUGUCACCGUGUUCACGGUGACGUCGGACCCCAAAAGUCGCUGGCCUCCUUUGUGCCAAAUCCUCAAGGCGCUGUGCUACAGCCCCUCGUGCUGUGCGGCGUCCCAGCACAUGAGGACCACCAUGGGCUCUUCUCAAGCCGUACUGGGGGCCCUGCAGAUCGCCGUGGGCUUGAUCACCAUCGCCCUGGGUGUCCUCCCCAUGUUCGGGGGCUUUGAAGACUCCUGGUGGAAGAUGGAUAUGAAUUUAUUUUCCCUGUGGAUGGGACCAGUGUUUGUGCUUUUCGGCAUCGUCUGCAUUUUGUCUCAGAAGUACCCAAGUCCGUGUCUGGUUAUCAUCAACGUGAUCCUGAACCUGUCCGGCGUGUUGUUCGCCGUGGCCAACGUCAUCCUCUGCGCCAUCAACAUAGGCGUCAUGAACAUGUGGGACGUGUGCGAGCCGGCGUACGACGACCGCUUUGACAACUGGAUCGCUCACACCCCCACGCCGAGUCCCAACGAGAAGUUCUUUGAGAAGCAAUGCCUGAAUGGGCGGGAGCUGCUUCAUAUGCUCCUGAGAGGCAUCAACGGCGUCCUGCUGCUGUUGGCCGUCCUGGAGCUCUGCCUGGCGAUCAGCUCCUCCAUCUUGGCCGUCAAGGCACUGAGGAGCGGCGGGAAAGGCUGCCGCCAGAGCCUUGACGAUCCAGAAGAGUACAAAGCGUUUCCGGAUGAGGACGUCAUCGCCAACCCUUCAGCCUGAAAAGCGGAAACCUUCGUCUUCAUUAUGUGAUGCCACAAUCGUCACAAUUCCACUUUGAAUACAUAUUUCGCAUACUCAGCAUGUUAGGAAUUGAUCAUUUUCAUAAUGUAAGGUGAACACCGCUGAUAUUUUGCAAUCUUUUGCAUUUCAUUUUAUACUUAAUAUGUUUUCUUCGGGGCGGCACGGUGGGUUUUCUAGAAAGCAUUGGCCUCACAGUUCUGAUGUCCCGGGUUCGAUCCCUUACCCGCCUGUGUGGAGUUUGCAUAUUCUCCCCUGCGUGCCUGCGUGGGUUUUCUCCGGGAAUUCCGGUUUCCUCCUGCAUCCCAAAAACACACACACACACCUUCCCAGUUGCAUCUGAGCUUUCAAACGUUAGUCUUGGGGGGAGGGGGGUGUUACAAAUAAGAAUGUACAUAAAUUAUCCUAUGUUUACUCUUACAGUUUUACGAAGCAUUUAUUAGGCAGUAUAACCUUGUUGGGGGUCAUGUGGAUUGGGGCUGCCUGUGUGUGUGGGGGGGGGACUGAUAAAAGCUGACGAAAUCAGGAACUAUCUUGUGACAAUGGAGACGCUGACCGCUUUGGUGACGGUUAUCUCGUUGCUGAUGUGUGCCCCCCCCCCCCCCCCCGCCCUUUGAAGCGAGCAACGAUUGUGUAACUUUUGAUGA